Messenger RNA from Schizosaccharomyces cryophilus OY26, 952 nucleotides. RefSeq lists its product as uncharacterized. Bases 160 to 633 code for a protein of 157 amino acids. The record is from RefSeq and is a predicted model, not a curated record. The transcript has 2 exons. NCBI's taxonomy places the organism in Eukaryota, Fungi, Ascomycota, Schizosaccharomycetes, Schizosaccharomycetales, Schizosaccharomycetaceae.
CUUGUAGUUGGUGUCGGAGAGCUUUUACCUUCUGUACAGACUUCACGUAGCAUCAGCACAACUCUCGUUGUUCAUUCGAACAGAUCUAUUGGCUUUUCUCGGCAUAAUUAGCAUCUUACUCCUCUAGUUUUUUCUGUAGCAGUCUCCAUUUCCGCUAGAAUGUCUGCCAUGAACCAAAAAUCGCUUUUGGUUGCUUUGUGCUCCUUUUUCUUGCUUUUCUCUUCGGCAAUCGGUGCUUUGGUUGCGCCUAUCGGAGAUGUAAACAAUCUUCAAGGUGUUCAACUUAUGUACACUGAGCGUGUACUAGCAACACCCGCUCCUGAUUUUAAACGGGCGAAGCGUGAUGAUGGGCCUAAACCAUCGUAUUCUACUACUGAAGACAACGUUGUCAUUGUUACCGACAAGUAUUGGUCGUAUUUUUCGGGAGCCAAUAGAGAAGUCCAUUAUCCCUAUAGUUUCUCUGAAGCACAUCCUUCUACGACAGUAACAACAGCGCCUUCGGGAUCAAUCGGUUAUGGCGCGAAGAAUACAAACCGCAAAUUGAUGGAAGGUAGCUCAUCCACUCGCAUCUCCUUCCCUUACAUUUCCUUUGCUUUAGUAGCUGUUGCUAGCUUAUUUGCUUUGAGCAUAUAAAAAAUCUCAAAGUGUCAUUAUUGUUUUGAGAGCUUUCGCCUUGUUGGCAUAUUUAUCGAUAUUUUCAUGAUUGUGAUAUUUGUGUGAAAUAAUCUUUCUUUUCUUAUUCACUGUCUUUUUAUUCAUUCACUUGUAUGAUUUUAUUUCAAACAAGGAAUCAAUAUUGACAUUCAUAUUCUUUUUUCCUAGUUUUAAUGUUCCAGAACGGUUUUCUGAUGUUCUUUCUUAUUUUUUUUGUUCACACUCUUUUAUUAAAAGCACAGUAUGCUCUUUUUUUUCUUGAUGAGUGCUUAAUAUGAAUUUUAUUGUUUUAUUUCUA